Molecule: messenger RNA, 1751 nt
Organism: Lathyrus oleraceus (garden pea)
Lineage: Eukaryota; Viridiplantae; Streptophyta; Magnoliopsida; Fabales; Fabaceae
Exons: 3
Coding region: 404-1222 (272 amino acids)
Source: RefSeq, a predicted model, not a curated record
AAAACAAUAAUAAAAUAAUGGUAGGGGUUGUAACAGUUAGAGUUGUUCGCAUGUUUAAGGGGGUGCAAGCAAGCUGUGUCUGUGUGUACCAAGUCCAACAAAUGACAGAUGAGUUGUACUUGUCUUUCUCCACUCCUCCCCCAAUCUAUCUAACUACCAAACCGAACUCUCUCACCAUUCAAUUCAAAAAUAAAAACCUCCCAUCACGUCUCACUUGUGUCUUCUUAAAUAUAUAUAUAUAUAUAUAUUAUAUAUAUAUAUUACUCCCUCAUUAAUUAUUCUCAUUUCUAUUACCUCUUACCGUCUCUUUCUUUUCCACACCCCACUUUACUACUACUACUACUCUGGCUACCAAAAACUGUUUGAAAAUCAUUACAACCUUAAUAGAACAAUUAACGUUGUUAUGGCUGUUGGAGCACUUGAUUCCAAACAUGUUCCAAUUCCAAGUGAAGAAGAUAAAGAAGACGAUUUCAUCACCGAGUUAACUCACCACAUGUCUCACUUCAUUCUUCAAGAAGAUAACGACUCAUUCGAUUUCACGAAACCGUGGGACUUAACGGUUUCACCCGAUUCAACUCUCUGGUCACCGGGGAGUUAUAACCAUGGAAGCUCUGAAGGCUCGUCUCAGGAACCAUCUCCCCCACCUACACCGUGUUGGAAGAAACCGACAACGACGACAACCUACGAUCAUGUCGUUGAUGUGUUUGAGAAUAAUAUUAAUGCUACAAAGUCGAUUUCCUCACACCGAGCAUUGAUUCAGGAACAAAUCAAAGCUAUCGAAGUAAGGAAACAGCAUGAAAAAGAGAUUCAGAGUGAGAAGAAAGGUAAUAAUGGAGUGAACCGGGUUCGUCCUCGUCCGCCGAGGCCGGCUCCAUUGCAGACCGGUAUGCGAGCGGUUUUUAUUGGUGGACCCGGUUCGAGAAGUGGGACCGGUGUUUUUUUGCCUCGUUCUGGAACCGUUGCUCCAUCGGAAUCAACAAAAAAGAAAGGGAAAGGUUGCUCCACUGUCCUUAUACCAGCAAGAGUUGUGCAAGCUUUGCAACAACACUUUGACAAAACCGCUACAGUAUCUGGAGGAUCCAAAGUUGUUGGCUUCCCUCCACUACGAGAUCUUGUUGUGAGUGAUAAGGAAGGCAUGUAUUCACUUGAGAACCAACAGUCAACAAAGGCACCAAAAGAUGUCCAAGAUGAUAUGAUUCUGCCUCAAGAAUGGACAUAUUGAAGUUAACUUCAGUGAAUUCAAUACUAUAGAGCCACAUGCAUUUGCAAAUUUGGAACUAGUUCUCUGUUUACACACUCACACGCACGUGAUAUUGGUAAUAAAUCAUAAUCAUAAUCAUCAUUAUCAUUAUAAUAAUAAUGGUGAUGAAAAUAAUUUUGUUUUGGCAAAACUUUUUACCAGACUAAUGAAAUAAACAAAUAAAAGGAACUCCUUGCAAGAGAUUCGAUUCAUGAAUAUAUAGAGGGAAUCUUUUUUAAGUCGCAAUCAGUGUGACAAAUAUGUAUCUUGUUUUGUAAUUUGCUUCUCUCUUAAGUUGUUUUUAUAUAUAAGUUUGCGUAGCACGUACUCCUGUCUUUAAUCGUGACAAAGGGAUGUAAUAAAAAAUAAGGAAUGAAAUCUAGCAGUUUCUUGUAUUAAAUGCUAAGCAAAAUGGUUACUAGAGUAUUGACUUUAGGAUGGGGAUGUAUUUUAAAAUCCUUUGAAAUUAUUUAGCUUGAGUAAUGAAAUAAAAUAAUCUUUGUGUGUUAUA